ACGUUGGCGCACGAAUACGCGGUCAGCAUCACCACUACAUGCAUACUUCAACCCUCCUCUACAGUACCUUGCUGUGAAGUAAGCCGGAUAGAUCUUGCUGCCUGCCUUGGCCAUGCGUCUUUCUUUCUCUCUCCUCACGGUCCUCCUAAACCUUCACCCAACCAUUUGCACCAACAUGGCCACCUCAAAUCAACCCCCGGCAUCAUCCACACCAGACUCCACAGCCUAUGCCCCAGUAACGCGCAUAGCGACUUUCCGCUUCCACCCGAACGUCACCGCAGAGCAAAAAGGUGACCGCGCAUCCGCCUUUCUCGCACUUUACGCCGAGCAUCCUGAACUGCUGGUCGAAGCACCUGUAGGAGGGAGACCGUUGAAUACGCCGUUGAAUUUGACGAAUGUGAAGCGGGAGAGCAUCUGGGACUUGGGUUUCGUUGUUAAGUUUAAGGACGAAGCAUCGAGACAGAAAUUUGACCUUGAUCCUGGACAUGAUACACUGAAGAAUGAAACAGAUCCGUUGCUCGAGCAGGUUUUUGUGUAUGACUUUGUCGCGCAGCCAAACCUCGGGUGGUAGUAGGCAUUUAUGAGGAGGUAUCCG
Messenger RNA from Alternaria alternata, 595 nucleotides. RefSeq lists its product as hypothetical. The transcript is spliced from 3 exons. NCBI's taxonomy places the organism in Eukaryota, Fungi, Ascomycota, Dothideomycetes, Pleosporales, Pleosporaceae. The record is from RefSeq and is a predicted model, not a curated record. Bases 176 to 571 code for a protein of 131 amino acids.